Molecule: messenger RNA, 851 nt
Organism: Ceratitis capitata (Mediterranean fruit fly)
Lineage: Eukaryota; Metazoa; Arthropoda; Insecta; Diptera; Tephritidae
Product: cytochrome c oxidase subunit 5A, mitochondrial
Exons: 1
Coding region: 353-802 (149 amino acids)
Biological process (GO): mitochondrial electron transport, cytochrome c to oxygen
Cellular component (GO): mitochondrial inner membrane
Source: RefSeq, a predicted model, not a curated record
GUAAUAUUUUUUAGCAAAAUUUAUUAAUUAUUUCUGCUCAACUUUUUCAACUGCACAACGAAAAGCAAUGCAAGUUCUUUUGCUUUAAACCUCUUCCGAAAGGUAACGAACUUUUCAUGGUAAAUGCAUCAGCAGUUCUUCCAUUAUAAAUUCAAACAAUAUGAAGCAAAGUGUAUUUUUUUAUUUCUGGUCAAAGUUGAUUUCAAUAUACCUUGAUUUCUAAUGGAAAGUGAUUUACUUGAAAUAAAAAAAAAUAUGUUAUGCUACUUUAAGCUUUCAACGUCAGUCAAAAGUGAAAUUAUUAUUGUUUGCGAGAAACUUAAAGAUUUAAUAAAUCGAUUCUAAACCUAUAAUGUGGCGGUACGUGGCUACUGGCUUUGCAAAGACAAUACAUCUUUCCCAAUGGGUACCUACAUUAAUGUUAAGUCGUAAUUGCAUGCAUGUGCAUGAAGAGGAACCAGAACAUAUUUUUACGAAACGAUUUGAAGAUUUCUUCAAUCGCUGUGAAAUCGAUGGUUGGGAUUUGCGUCAAGGGAUGAAUGAUAUUUUAGGAUAUGAUGCCGUUCCCGACCCCAAAGUAAUUGAAGCUGGUUUACGUGCCUGCCGACGAGUUAACGAUAUAGCUCUAGCUAUUAGAUGGCUAGAAGCUUGCAAGGAUAGAUGUGGAGAUAAAGUGGAUCAGAUAUACCCAUAUUUGUUAAGUCACAUCCGUCCAACCCUUUAUGAGCUUGGUAUUCCGACACCAGAGGAACUGAAUUAUGAUAAACCGGAAUUAGCUGUAAAAUCAGUAUUUGAUAUGUGAAAUUAUGAGUUUUGACCGCAUGAAUAAAUAUUGAAAAAGUUUUUCGAAA